GUUCGUCAGCAUGGCGUCGAUCCCCCCUGACACCUGGCAGCUGCCCAAAGUCUACCUGGAGACUAGCAUGGGGGUCAUUGUGUUGGAGCUGUACUGGAAGCAUGCGCCGAAGACCUGCAAGAACUUUGCAGAGGUGGCUCGCUGGGGCUACUACAGCGACCCCAAAUUCCACAGGAUCAUCAAGGACUUCAUGAUCCAGGAUGGUGACCCGACAGGGACAGGUCGAGGAGGUGCAUAUCUCUACCGCAAACAGUUUGAGGACGAACUUCACCCAGACCUGAAGUUCACUGGGGCUGGGAUCCUUGCGAUGGCCAAUGCAGGACCAGACACCAAUGGCAGCCA
Molecule: messenger RNA, 342 nt
Organism: Peromyscus maniculatus bairdii (prairie deer mouse)
Lineage: Eukaryota; Metazoa; Chordata; Mammalia; Rodentia; Cricetidae
Source: RefSeq, a predicted model, not a curated record